This is a messenger RNA of Knipowitschia caucasica, 399 nucleotides long. NCBI's taxonomy places the organism in Eukaryota, Metazoa, Chordata, Actinopteri, Gobiiformes, Gobiidae. The record is from the annotation of a GenBank genome assembly.
AUGCUAUGCCUGGGCCAGCUCAGCCUGGAGCAGCGCAGCAGCACCGUGCAGCGGACUCGAGGGAAAAUCGGUUAUGGCAUCCUCCUGAGCAAGGAGCCCGAUGGCGUGUGGGCCUACAACCGCAGCCACCACCCCAUCUUCGUCAACUCCCCCACGCUGGAUGUGCCAAACAGCAGGACUCUGGUGGUGCGGAAGGUCAUGCCUGGAUACUCCAUUAAAGUGUUUGACUAUGAGCGCUCAGGCCUGCUCCGCCACAACCCAGACACACCCCUGGACGGACCCUUCGAUCCCAACAGUGUCAGGAUCAGCUUUGCUAAAGGCUGGGGCCCCUGCUACUCCAGACAGUUCAUCACCUCCUGCCCCUGCUGGCUGGAGAUCCUCCUCAACAAUCACAGAUAA